CGUGCCGUCUCCUUCUGGGGUAUAUCUGACUUGACGCCGAAUACUGGCUCCCUAUAGCACCUGGCCCUACUGCAUCAACGCCAGACCCUAACACCUCGAUUCAGGAUGCCCAUUCGAAGCGAGUGGAAGCUUGCGCGCGAAGGCUGGACACUGGAUACCACCACCCGCCUUCUGAAAGCAACGGCGUUCAAUCCCCUUAUCACGCUGCCGCUUAUCCUUGCCGCGAAAUACACGGCGCGCGGCGCGCAGGUCGCGUCUCAGAAUGAGACCCUGUUCCGCACCCUGAAGUCGCUCGUUGCACUGGGGGUGCUGGGGUCCAUCAGCGGCUUCCUCGACGACAAGGUCGUCAACAACUGGAAGGGCGAUGAGUGGGACUGGAAGAAGGAGGUCGUCGUGGUGACGGGUGGCAGCGAUGGCAUUGGCAAGAGCAUCGUGCUCCUGCUUGCAGAGAAGGGCAUCAAGGUGGCCGUGCUGGAUGUGCAGCCGCUCACAUACGAAGCUCCUCCAUCUGUCCAGUUCUUCCAGUGCGACCUCGGCUCCAAAGAAGCAAUCGAGGCCACCGCCGCCUCCGUGCGCAGCUCGCUCGGCGACCCGACGGUGCUCAUCAACAACGCCGGCGUGGCGCGCGGCAAGAGCAUCCUCGACUCUACCGAAAAGGACAUCCGCCUUACCUUCAACGUAAACGCCCUCUCGCACUACUUCCUCGCUCACCAGUUCCUGCCGAGCAUGAUCCAGCGCAACCACGGCAUGGUCGUCACCGUCGCCUCGCUCGCCGCAUACCUCUCCGCGCCCAACAUGGUCGACUACGCCUCGUCAAAAGCCGCUGCGCUUACCUUCCACGAAGGUCUCGCAGCCGAGCUCGCGACGCAGUACAAGGCUGACAAGGUGCGCACUAUCAUCAUGUGCCAGGGCUACACGCGGACGGCGCUGUUCGAGGGGUUUGCAGGGAAAUCGCUGUAUCCCGAGACGGUGGCUGAGGAAAUCGUCAAGGCCGUGUUGAAGGGGCGGAGUGCGCACUUGGUGGUUCCGGAGAGCUCCUGGGGUAUUGUGCCCAGGGUUAGGAGCUGGCCGCUGUGGAUGCAGUAUGGCUUCAGGAAGGGCUUGAAGAAUCUGAUGAAGUCGUGGAAGGGGAGGCAGGUUGUUCAGCCUAGUGAGACGCAGGUGGAGAAGGAGAAGAAGGGCGUGGAGGAAAGCGCUGUGUUGGUUGAGGAGCACUAGGAUGGUCGGGAUGCAUAAUGCGUGGAUUGGUCGCCUGUUCGAGGUAGGGCGUUAACUGCACGCUGCUCUGCAUGCAGUGAGGAAGCUUGAACUUCUGACAUGAUUUCGCGAUACACUCUCAAGUCAUGUGGAUAUACUUAUAUGGAAAUCUGUUUCUACUUCAUAUUAGUUGAUCGAGAAGAUGGCAGUCUUGCAUUGCAGUGUUCGUGAGCGGUCGCUGACGAUUCGAUGCAAUCAGUGGAU
This is a messenger RNA of Paraphaeosphaeria sporulosa, 1461 nucleotides long. RefSeq names its product dehydrogenase/reductase SDR family member 8 precursor. The transcript has 3 exons. Lineage: Eukaryota; Fungi; Ascomycota; Dothideomycetes; Pleosporales; Didymosphaeriaceae. Bases 106 to 1218 code for a protein of 370 amino acids. Gene Ontology annotation, molecular function: oxidoreductase activity, acting on the CH-OH group of donors, NAD or NADP as acceptor. The record is from RefSeq and is a predicted model, not a curated record.